AAGUGCAUUGCGAAAAUUGAACCCGGGAACUCUCACACCCUAGACAAAAUUCAUUCCACUAGAUCAAAAGGCCUUGACUGCUAAUGGGUUACCACUUUAUUAAUAUUUAAAUAAUAUGUAUAUUCCUUUGUAUCCAAGCGAAGUUAUUUACGGUGGAACUUUGUUCUCCAGCUUUAGGGGUGUUGUCUGUAAGAUGUUGAAGCAAGCGAUAUGGAAGGUGUUGAGCAAAAGGGUAGUUUCAGAUUCUGGUGCUAAACUUCUUUUGCCUUGCUUGUACUUGCCCACGACUUCUUUUCACGCUGGACAGGUUCAUUGUUCACCAAGAAGUUUUUUUGGGGUAGAGGAUUUUCUUGAUGAUGAUAAUAGCAAGCCAUACACUUAUCAGAAAGGAAAAAAGUCGAAGAAUCCAAACAAGCAUGUCUCAUUUAAACAACGGACCGAAGCCUACAUGGAACCAUUUACACUUGAUGUCUUCAUCUCGAAGCGGUUUGUUUCCGCUUCUGUCACACAUAGGGUGACAUGUAAGCAAGUUGCAGUCGCAGGCACAAACUCGAAAGACAUUAAAGCAGUACUGAGAUCCAGAUCGGACAUUCCGGCUUGCUUGGCAAUCGGGCGGAUAUUAGCUGAGAGAGCGAGAGAAGCCGAUGUGUAUACAGCUUCUUAUACUCCCAGGGAGAGGGACAAAUUCGAAGGCAAAAUCAGAGCUGUGGUUCAAUCCCUCAUUGAUAAUGGAAUUGAUAUUAAAGUUUAUCUUGAUUGAAUGAUUUGAAUUCAGUUAUUGAUCUUUACACUCUUUACCCAAACCUUUUGAAAGAUAUUUUGUGUUAUUUAAUUAAGCUUGUGAAUAUGCUUGACUGAUGUAUUUCUCUCUCAUUUCUAUUUACAUUUUGAUUUUAUACCUCCAAA
Messenger RNA from Gossypium arboreum, 906 nucleotides. RefSeq lists its product as uncharacterized. The transcript is spliced from 3 exons. NCBI's taxonomy places the organism in Eukaryota, Viridiplantae, Streptophyta, Magnoliopsida, Malvales, Malvaceae. The record is from RefSeq and is a predicted model, not a curated record. Bases 116 to 760 code for a protein of 214 amino acids. Gene Ontology annotation, biological process: translation. Gene Ontology annotation, cellular component: ribosome. Gene Ontology annotation, molecular function: 5S rRNA binding; structural constituent of ribosome.